AUGGAUUCUUCUCGUAUUUUCACGCUUGGAUCAGAGCCUAGUGCUACUCAAGCUGAGGAUUUAGUCCGAUCAGUGGACAAGAAAGCGGAUUCUUCGUCUGUUGCGGUGCCUCACACUAUUGGGAGUGGCGAUGAAGAGAGCACUAGCGAGAAAACCAUGGACAGAUCAAAAGAAAGCAACAUCCCUGAUAGCCGCGAAGAGCGGAUCUCUGUGGAACAAAUGACCGAGUUCGUUCCCGAGUCGCCCGUAGAAAGUGACAAAGCUUUUUCGAUACAAAAGCGAAAUACUGUAGUAAACUACAGAGAUAAGCUUGGUGCACGGAUUUGGUGGGAGCUCGAGUACACAGCAAAAAGACUUGAACGCGAGGAGAUGAUGGAGCGGCAGCAACAAGCUCGCCAAAAACAAGCAGGCAUCCAGCAAAGGAAACAUGUAACCAGUCGUAGCUCACGACGAGUGGGUCCAAUAGGAUUACCGAAAAAUCACCAAUCAGUGAAGCAAAGAGGGUUGGAAGCUGUGGCAAACAGCAACGGCUGCAGUGAUCAGCAGAGCUCAGAUAAACUGAACACAACUGAUGUGCCCGAAUCCACGCAACAUGCACACAGCGAUGCUGAACAUUCACUCUCAAACGUGACAAAUGGGAAGAACUCGCUGAGAACUGAAGCAAUGCCUCCAAACGGCGAUCUAAGUCCGUACAACCUGGAAAACGAGAUCCUACCGUGUAAAACAGUGUCUCCUACUCGGAGUCAGCAAAGUAUUGUAAGCACUAAACCCUCCGAGAGAUUCGAGCGAGUGGAGAGCUCUUCGAUGCCUACAAAACGCAAUGAUGACUACACUCCACCAGCAUCACUUGUGCAAGAAUUGCACAAACAAAAGGAAGAAGCAAUGGCGUGCGCAACUCCAGCGAUAUAUCCCGAUGCAUCCCAGCCUUUAACUCGCAGUAACGCAAGUGAACGUGGUUCACAAAAGUCGUACGAGGAGAGACAACCCAGCAGAACAUCUUUAUCGAAGCAUCCAGACCUGUGA
Phytophthora nicotianae INRA-310 is the source of this 1023-nucleotide messenger RNA. RefSeq lists its product as hypothetical. Lineage: Eukaryota; Oomycota; Peronosporomycetes; Peronosporales; Peronosporaceae. Bases 1 to 1023 code for a protein of 340 amino acids. The transcript has 2 exons. The record is from RefSeq and is a predicted model, not a curated record.